AGUGGGGCCACGGCGGUGCUGGGGUGCCAGGGGAAGGGCAGGGCCAGCUGAGGGACAGUGCAGUGAUGGAGGGAUGUGGGGAUACCAGGAUGAAGAAGGGAAGGGAUGCAGGGAUGGAGACAUGAAGAGAUGAAGAAGAAAAGGGAUGCAGGCAUGAAGAAGAGCAGCGAUGAAAGAACGGAGGGGUGAAGGGCUGGAGGGGUGUGGGGAUCAGGGAUACAGGGAUGAUGGAAUGCAGGGAUGCAGGAAGGCAGGGGGAGAGCGUUGUGGGGAUCAGAUCCAGUUGGGGCAGAGCCCGGCUCCCCACCGGGAGCGCGGCGGCGCCGGGAGGUGGCAGCAGCGGCCGGGCCGGGGCGCGGGGGUGUCCCCUGGGCCGGGGGGGCCGCGGCAUUCCCGCUGCCCCGCGGGCCCUGCUCCGCCCUCAGCCCCUCCCGGGCCGCGGGGCCGUGCUCCGGGGCUGCCCUCGUUCAGCCCUGCCGGGGGAUGCGCACGGGUGGGGUCCCGACACGGGCACGGGUGGGUCCGGCUCUGCUGGGCUCUCGGGCGCCUUCCCGCAGCUCCUCAGUGGUUGGGAAUUCCCGGCUGCGCUGGCGCCGAGUCCUUCCCGAAAUUCUUGUCCGAGCCGGGGCUGUAAACAGCAUUUUUCUCUCCUUGCAGUCUCUGCCGGGUCCUGUGAGUCCCCCGCCCUCUCUGUUGCUUCUUUCAGGUAUUCCUGGACUGGAUUGUUCACUUCCCGAGCCCUCUGCUGCACCCUGAUGGAGCUCCACAGGGAGCCGGCGACAGCAGGCCCUGGGGCACCCCUCACCCUGGCACGGGUGGGCACGGGUUUGGCCUCGCGUGGCACCCACCGUCCCUCCCCAGGGCUCUGGUGCCGCCACAGUGAGAGGUGCCCGGCAUUGCUGGUGGGGAGUGCGGAGUCACUGCCCUGCAGGACGUGACCACCUCCAGGCCUGCGCUGCUCUGGGAGCCGAGCAAGGAUUUAUUUAUGGAUUGGGUGGAAAACCAGAAGGUUUGGUCAAUCGUCCCACAGGCCCCGGGCCUGCCCCUGCGGCUCGGACACGUCACGGACACGCCUUGGUCAGCCGUGGGGGACAGCCCGGGGGACACGGCUCUGUGGGGUGUGCUGCCUUGGGGAGCACGGCAGCCCUGGGCCCCCUGAGCCCCCUGAGCCACCGCCCGCCACACAAGCCCCCCUCAGCCACAAACCCCUCUGGCUUGUCCAAACGAUCCCUUGUCCAUGAGCCCCUGGAGAUGAUGUCCCCGGCAACCAGCGCCCUUGGCCAUAUUGCCCCAAACCAUAAACCCCCAUCCCAGUGCCCACCCACCCACGCCGUGCAGGCACCGUGGGGACCCGGCCACGGGCACACGGGGAUGCCCUGCAGCAUCCUCGGGAGGGGGUCCCGGGGUGUCCCCGGUCUCUCUCCCCCCAGCCAUGGGCUAUGCGGGGCUCUGCACCGAUAUCGACUCUAUUUAAGGAAGCCCGACCCACACCGGCCCCCGGAGCUCGCUGCGGCGGCGGGGCCGGGCCGGGGCCGGGGGCGGGGGGUGCGCUGAGCACGGCGGGUCCCAGCCCGCCCCUUCCCCGCCCGCCGCCUCCGCCAUGGGCGCCGCGGGGCCGCUCUGCGCCCUCCUCCUGCUGCUGGGCACCGGCACCGGCACCGGCACCGGGACCCGGCCGGGGCCGCCGCGCCUGGUACUCGCCCUGCUGGCCCGGAACGCGCAGCACUCGCUGCCGCACUGCCUGGGAGCCCUGGAGCGCUUGGACUAUCCCGCGGGCAGCAUCGCCCUGUGGUGUGCAACAGACCACAACUCGGACAACACGACGGCAAUGCUGCAGGAGUGGCUGGGGGCGGUGGGGAAGGACUAUCACUCGGUGGCCUGGAAGGUGCAAGAGGAGCCCAGCUCCUACCCUGAUGAGCUUGGUCCCAAGCACUGGAGUGACAAACGCUAUGAAAACGUGAUGAAGUUGAAGCAGGAAGCUCUCACCUACGCCCGGGAGCAGCAAGCAGACUACAUCCUGUUCAUGGACACCGACACCAUCCUGACCAACAACCAGACCCUCAAGUUUCUCAUGGCGCAGAACAAGUCAGUGGUGGCCCCCAUGCUGGACUCGCAGACCUUCUACUCCAACUUCUGGUGUGGCAUCACCCCCCAGGGGUUCUAUCGCCGGACAGCCGACUACUUCCCCACCAAGAACCGGCAGCGGCUGGGCUGCUUCCGUGUCCCCAUGGUCUAUGCCAGCUUCCUGAUCGACCUGCGCAAGGAGGAGACCUUGCAAUUGGCUUUCUACCCGCCCCACCCCAACUACACCUGGGCCUUCGACGACAUCAUUGUCUUUGCCUACUCCUGCCAGGAGGCUGGUGUGGAGGUCUAUGUGUGCAACCAGCACCACUUUGGUUACAUCAAUGUUCCUGUGAAGGCCCACCAGACGCUGGAGGAUGAUCAUGCCAACUUUGUGCAUCUCACGCUGGAGGCCAUGGUGGAUGGUCCCCCCAUGCAGCGCUCCAGACAUAUUUCUCUCCUGCCCAGGCCACUCACAAAAAUGGGCUUUGAUGAAAUCUUCCUAAUCAACCUGGUGCGGAGGCCAGACCGGCGGCAGCGAAUGCUGGCAUCCCUGCAGGAGCUGGAGAUCAUUCCACGGGUGGUGGAUGCUGUGGAUGGCAGCACCCUCAACAGCAGUGACAUCAAGGUGCUGGGUGUGGACUUGCUGCCCGGGUACUACGAUCCCUUCUCCGGCCGCACACUCACCAAGGGCGAGGUUGGCUGCUUCCUCAGCCACUACAAUAUCUGGAAGGAGAUCGUGUCCCGGAGGUUGGAGCGGGCAGUGGUCUUCGAGGAUGAUGUGCGCUUCGAGGCUGCCUUCCCAGCACGGCUGCAGCGGCUGAUGGAGGAGCUGGAGCGGGCACAGCAGGACUGGGACCUCAUCUACCUGGGGAGGAAGCAGGUGAACGAUGAGGAUGAGGCACCUGUGAAAGGCGUGCGGAACCUGGUGGUGGCCGGGUACUCGUACUGGACACUGGCCUACGCCAUCUCCCACCAGGGGGCACGGAAGCUGCUGGCCACCAACCCCCUCUCCAAAAUGCUGCCCGUGGACGAGUAUCUGCCCAUCAUGUAUGACAAGCACCCCAAUGAGGAUUACAAGCGGCACUUCUCCCCACGGGACUUGCUGGUGUUUUCGGCUCACCCCCUGCUGGUUUAUCCCACUCACUAUGCUGGGGACAGCAACUGGCUGAGUGACACCGAGACUUCCACCAUCUGGGAUGAUGAUGCCAAGAAGACUGACUGGGUUGGCUCGCAGAAGACACUGAGGGACUCACGGGGCAGUGCUGGCCACCUCCGCUCCACCCGUGACGAGCUCUGAUGGGAUGAGGGACUGUGAUCCAGCUGGGAGCACCACGGGCAAGGGCCUUAUACUGCCCACCCCCACUCAGGAGAUGCAGCUGCCCUGGACAGAGCCCCACAGGGUUCUUCAAAUCUGCAUGUGACGAAUCCACCCAAGGCAGGAUUUGCCCCAGGAAAGCCUUUCCCUGCCAAGUGGAGAGACCAGAGGAGCGCUGUGCUCUCUGUGCUGAGGACACAUCUCCAGGACAGUCCCAAUCAAUGCCAACUCUGCCGUCUCCCACCAGCCUGGACUUUGGGGAGUGGACUUUGGGCUGGCACACAUGGUGGCCUCCUGCCACUGACUGGGCUUGUCCCUCAUGCCAUGCCUGGGUGGAAGCCCAGGGAGGAUUAAAGCAGACUGUUUGA
Passer montanus (Eurasian tree sparrow) is the source of this 3747-nucleotide messenger RNA. It is a transcript of the gene CERCAM, whose product is annotated as cerebral endothelial cell adhesion molecule. Lineage: Eukaryota; Metazoa; Chordata; Aves; Passeriformes; Passeridae. The record is from RefSeq and is a predicted model, not a curated record. Bases 1601 to 3361 code for a protein of 586 amino acids. The transcript is spliced from 13 exons.